AUGUCCCGACGCGUCGACAUCCGUCGAGCCGUCCCGCCGCGCCGCGUCCCGCUUCACAACCCACCCCUCAUGUCUACCACCGACACCGUCGCCCUCGCCCGCGCCGCGCGCGACGCGAGCCGUAAGCUUCAACAACUCUCCAGUGAGCGUCGCGCGGCGCUCUUGCGCGCCGUCGCGAACGCGCUGGAGCGUCGCGAGGAUGAGAUCCAACGCGCGAACGACGAAGACAUGGCGCGCGCGGCGGCGAACAAAGACGUCGAAGACGCGCUGUUACAGCGGCUGAAACUCAAGCCGGGGAAGGUGAAACAGCUCGCCGAUGGCGCGCGGGCGAUCGCGGCGAUGGAAGAGCCGGUGGGACGACCGUUGAAGAGCACGGAACUCGCGAGAGGAUUGACGAUGACAAAGGUGACGGCGCCGCUGGGCGUGUUGUUGAUCAUCUUUGAAUCGAGACCGGAUGCGCUGCCGCAGAUCGCGUCGUUGGCGUUGAGAACGGGGAAUGGGUUAUUGCUCAAGGGAGGGAAGGAGGCGGCGAGCUCGAACGCGAAGCUGCGCGAGGUCAUCGUGGAUGAGUUUGAGGCGUUCGGCGUGCCGAAGGAGUGCGUGUGCCUGAUCGAGGGUAGAGAGGCGGUGGCGGAUCUCUUAGCGCUCGACGACGUGAUCGAUCUGGUGAUCCCGCGUGGGUCCAAUCAGUUGGUGUCGUACGUGCAGAACAACACGAAGAUUCCCGUGCUCGGGCACGCCGACGGCGUGUGUCACGUGUACGUGGACAAGGACGCCGACUUGGACAUGGCGGCCAAGUUAGCGAUCGAUUCCAAGAUUGAUUACCCCGCGGCGUGCAAUGCGCUGGAGACGUUGCUCAUCCACGACAGUUUAGUCGCGAACGGCGGCGCGGCGGAGCUCAUGACGGCGCUUCGAGCGUCCGGGGUUGAGCUCUUCGGAGGUCCGCGAGGCACGAAGGAACUCAAGCUCCCUCCGGCGCCGGCGCUUCGUCACGAGUACGGCACCUUGCAGUGCUCCGUGGAGCUCGUGGGGUCGAUGGACGACGCCAUCGACUACAUCCACGCCAACGGCUCUGGACACACCGACUGCAUCAUCACCUCGAACCAGAAGACAGCUGACGAGUUCAUCAACCGCGUCGAUAGCGCGUGCGUCUUCCAUAACGCCUCGACGCGUUUCAGUGACGGAUUCAGGUUCGGACUCGGCGCCGAAGUCGGCAUCUCGACCUCGCGAAUUCACGCGCGCGGACCGGUGGGUGUCGAGGGUCUAUUGACGACGCGUUGCUUGGUUCGAGGCAAGGGUCAAUUUGUCAACAAGGACAAGGGCGUCACGUACACGCACAAGGCGCUUCCACUGCCCAAGGGCGCGGGCGGACCGAAGCCUAACAUGUUUCAGCAACUCGCCGCGACCGUGGCUCUCGCGGCGAACACCGUUAUCGUUUUCCGCGCCAUCAUGAAGAAGUAG
Molecule: messenger RNA, 1461 nt
Organism: Ostreococcus tauri
Lineage: Eukaryota; Viridiplantae; Chlorophyta; Mamiellophyceae; Mamiellales; Bathycoccaceae
Product: Aldehyde dehydrogenase, C-terminal
Exons: 1
Coding region: 1-1461 (486 amino acids)
Molecular function (GO): glutamate-5-semialdehyde dehydrogenase (NADP+) activity
Source: RefSeq, a predicted model, not a curated record